GUUCAACAACAGCGCGAAGGAGAAGCGGAGUGUUCCUGUUCGCUCGCUGCUAGAGGACGUUGGUGUCACAGAGGAGAGCGGCUCGUCGACUCUUUUUAUUUUCGCCCAGCCACACGCAAAGAAGACCCCAAAGCAAGAUGUUCUCCCGCGCAGUGAGACCCACCGUGAGCCUGGCUCGGAGCCUGUCCACCUCCUCGCAGAACCACGCCAGGGUGGCGGUGCUGGGCGCUUCUGGCGGCAUAGGCCAGCCGCUGUCCCUGCUGCUGAAGAACAGCCCCCUGGUGAGCCAGCUCUCCCUCUACGACAUCGCCCACACGCCCGGGGUGGCCGCCGACCUCAGCCACAUCGAGACCCGGGCCCAGGUGAGCGGCUACAUCGGCCCCGACCAGCUGGACGCGGCGCUGCAGGGCUGCGAGGUGGUGGUGAUCCCGGCCGGCGUGCCGAGGAAGCCCGGCAUGACCCGGGACGACCUGUUCAACACCAACGCCACCAUCGUGGCCAACCUGGCCGACGCGUGCGCGCGCAACUGCCCCGAGGCCAUCGUCUGCAUCAUCGCCAACCCGGUGAACUCCACGAUCCCCAUCACGUCGGAGGUGAUGAAGAAGCGCGGCGUGUACAACCCCAACAGGGUGUUCGGGGUCACCACCCUGGACAUCGUCAGGGCCAACACCUUCGUGGCGGAGCUCAAGGGCCUGGACCCGGCGCGGGUCAACGUGCCCGUGAUCGGCGGCCACGCCGGCAAGACCAUCAUCCCCCUGAUCUCCCAAUGCACUCCGAAGGUCGACUUCCCCUCCGACCAGCUGACCGCCCUGACCGAGCGCAUCCAGGAGGCCGGCACGGAGGUGGUGAAGGCCAAGGCCGGAGCGGGCUCCGCCACCCUGUCCAUGGCCUACGCGGGCGCCCGCUUCACCUUCUCCGUCCUGGACGCCAUGAACGGGAAGGAGGGCGUGGUGGAGUGCGCCUUCGUCCGGUCCGAGGAGACGGAGUGCAAGUACUUCUCCACGCCCCUGCUGCUGGGCAAGAACGGCAUCGAGAAGAACCUGGGGCUGGGCAAGCUGUCUGCGUUUGAGGAGAAGCUGGUGGCCGACGCCAUCGGCGAGCUGAAGGCCUCCAUCAAGAAGGGCGAGGACUUUGUGGCCAACAUGAAGUGAUCAGGAGUUUGAGCCAAAGGAACCAGCCGUCAUGGAUCAUUUGUUCUGUCUUAAAAGGCAUCAGACUGGCUGAAGAUCUGUCAGUGUUUCCUCUCUUUUUCUGCUGGCAGUAGGGUCAUCCUGUUAUGUGUUUGUUUUGCUCCCCUUCACCAACCAUGGCUUUGCUCUCUGUGUAUAAUCGAUACCCAUUCUCUACUGUACUGUUUUUUUUGUUGUUUUUUUUUUUGUGUGUGUGCAAAUCUAGAUGAAUUCUGUAUUUGCUUCGACUUCCUGCUGUGAACAAGGAGGGAACGCUGUCAUGCCUGCUGAUGCACCAACGGUUGUUACUGAAGAGCCAAAAUAUUCACUCCACCAAUAAAACAGAGGAGCUUUACAAA
Messenger RNA from Fundulus heteroclitus (mummichog), 1528 nucleotides. It is a transcript of the gene mdh2, whose product is annotated as malate dehydrogenase 2, NAD (mitochondrial). The transcript has a single exon. Gene Ontology annotation, cellular component: cytoplasm; mitochondrion. The record is from RefSeq and is a predicted model, not a curated record. Lineage: Eukaryota; Metazoa; Chordata; Actinopteri; Cyprinodontiformes; Fundulidae. Gene Ontology annotation, biological process: tricarboxylic acid cycle; malate metabolic process. Gene Ontology annotation, molecular function: L-malate dehydrogenase (NAD+) activity. The coding region runs from base 138 to 1151 and encodes 337 amino acids.